GUUGCCUUAGCUACAGACAUCUCAAAGAUGUAUCAUCGCAUUGGCAUACCUGAGUCGGACCAGCAUGUCCACAGAUUUCUAUGGCGUAAUUUUGACCAAUCCAAGAAACCAGAUAUCUAUGUGAAGACAAAUGUUACUUUCGGGGACAAACCGGCGCCAGCGAUGGCACAAAUUGCCUUGAGGAAGACAGCUAUGGUAAACGAAAAAAUUCACCCAGAAGCUGCAAGGAUAAUAACAAAGGACAGCUAUAUGGAUGAUAUUCUGACAUCAGUCUCGAAUCAAAGAACCGCUGAAAGACUCGCUGACGAAAUCGACACUGUCCUAUACACGGGAGGAUUCAAGGUAAAACAAUGGACUUCAAAUGCUAACCUAACUAACACAGAGAAUAACCAACCACUCAAACAGAAGGCUGUUUUAAGUGAUGAUUCGGAACAGAAAGUCUUGGGUGUAGUAUGGAAUCCGGUAAGCGAUAUGCUCUUAUACAAGGUAAAAACACCAAAGUUUCCAGGGAACAGGCUAACCAAGAGAAUGGUGCUUAGCGAACUAGCAAAAGUCUUCGAUCCAAUUGGAUUUGCGACUGCAUUUUUAAUUAGAGGGAAAAUCAUGAUGCAGAGACUGUGGCAGCAAGGUUAUGGCUGGGACGAUGACAUGUCAGAAAGCGAAAAAGCGAAUGGGGAAAGUUUUUUACAGAGCUUCAAAGCUUAGAUGGUGUUUCAUUUCACAGAUGCCUGUUGCCCGCUGCUAUCACAAAACCAGCUGAGUUAAUAAUUUUUUGUGAUGCCUCUAAAGAUGCAUUUGGUGCAGUUGCUUACACUCGAUG
Messenger RNA from Anneissia japonica, 820 nucleotides. RefSeq lists its product as uncharacterized. The coding region runs from base 28 to 705 and encodes 225 amino acids. The record is from RefSeq and is a predicted model, not a curated record. The transcript has a single exon. Lineage: Eukaryota; Metazoa; Echinodermata; Crinoidea; Comatulida; Comatulidae.